Paramuricea clavata is the source of this 6000-nucleotide messenger RNA. The record is from the annotation of a GenBank genome assembly. NCBI's taxonomy places the organism in Eukaryota, Metazoa, Cnidaria, Anthozoa, Malacalcyonacea, Plexauridae.
AUGAAAUUGACGCAGGAUGUCAGGCCCAAAGCUCCAUGUCCACCUUCUGCCCAUCUCUUUCAGCAAGUAAAUAAAGCAAAACAAACCGAAGGUAUGGCAGACAGCAGCGUAGCCAGCCUGACGAUUUAGUCCUGCUAUGCAAAUAUUUUCAUAUUCAUUGCCUGAAAACAAUCAAUUUCUAAAGAAAUGAAUGAUAAUAAUUUUGAAUUUGCAUAGUGGCACUAAAUUGUUGGGCCAUGCACUGAUGGCAGAUAUAAUCAAAUUGAAUGAUAUCAUUACACAGGAAAAAAUAAAAUACCAUUUGGUAAAUAACCAACGUUUUGUUAUCUGUUAUUGGUGUAAUAUUACUUAUGGAGGACACCAGAGGACCUGGAGAAAACCUAUGGUGUUUUGUGGAAUCAACAUGUGCCAGCUCAUAUAUGUACUGAUUAAACACUAAGCAAUUGAUAAUCAAAGCCCAGUACUAUCAAGUAUAAUAUGCUAUAUACGAAUUGAACCCUUCAGUGUUCAAUGUGAUUGAAUACUUUUGUUUUCUAGAUUCAAAUGCGGACCAGAUCGACGCUAAAUUACCUGGACUUACACCUCCUAUUAGCUGUGGGAUUAAUGGAUUUGACCUAGAGGCUAUGCCUAAGGGUAAAUAUCAUUAUGAUAAGCAUCGUUUUCAUUUCUAUUCUAUUUCUCAAACAAUUCAAGACAAAAAAAAACAGCUCGGUUCCUCUCUCUUGUUGCAAAUAUUUUUUUUAAUAAUGCACAUCUUGAGAUGAUAUUAUUUGGAAAAUAUUAUUAGUAAAAACAAGUUAUUUCCAAACUUGAGGUAAAAAGAUUAUGGUCAGUGAUUUCAGUGGCCAAAAGGGUCAGAAAAUCAGAAACCUAGUUACUUUUUGCCUUUCAAAAGAAGAUAUUAAUUUUCAAAUGAAUAUUAUGGCCAAGAAUAUAAAAGUGGCCACAUCAAAAAUAUAUAUUUAUAUUACCUACUGUAUUAUCUACUGUACAUACAUCUCUAUAACAUAUUUUAGAAGGCUCAAAAGCUCCCGAAAUUGGAAUGUAUGAGACGUAUUAUGUGACGGCUCAUAAAGGACCAUGUAGAGCUGCCUGCUUUACUGACGAUGGUAGGUUAAUAUAUGGUUUGCCAUUAUUAGUGCAUUAAUUACUAUACUUAUUCACUCCUGUGAUGAGUCGAUAUAUCAGUAUUUCAAAAAUAUUGAUAUUUGAUGAAAUUUUUCCUUAAUCUCCUUAAUUUCUUUCAGCAAUUAUUAUUUGGUAAAGUUUAGAAAACAUGUAUAUGACAAGCACCCUACCUUAGUUAUUACUCUGUCUAGUGCCAGAUGAUUUUACUGUAUCUAUCAAGGGGAGAAUACUGGUAUUGAAUGGGUUAAUCAGACUCUGCCCAUGUGUCUAGUUAAUCCAUUAAGUUGUUUUGCACCCUACUUUAUUGUUUACUCUGUCUAAUGUCAGCAGAUGAUUUUACUCAUCAAGAAGAGAGCACUGGCACUCGUUUGGGUUAAAUUAAAUUAUAUUUUACAGUACAUUGUAACUGUAAUUCUAUUCUAGGUAAACUGAUUGCAACAGGAUCAGCAGACUGUUCUAUCAAAGUAUGAAUUUCCAUUUCUACACAGAUUUUUGUUUUGCUCGGUAAUUUAUAAAGAUUAUGUAUGAUAUUUUUGUACUGAUAUUUUUAUUCCAGGUCUUGGAUGUAGAUCGGAUGAUUGUGAAGACGACCACGCCCAGUUCCAAAGACCAUGGAAUGCUGGGAAUGGAGAACCACCCAGUGAUUAGAACUUUAUAUGAUCAUGUUGAUGUAUGUGUUAGCUCAUUACCCACCAAUCUGCUCUGAUUAUUUACCCUUUAUUUUCUUGUUCCGGGCUUUCAAACAUUAGAGAGUUUAAGUUUCGCUUUAUACGUCAAACGGCAGGCAAAGAAAACUUUUACGGUAUCAGGCAAUAAAGAGUAAAUUAACUUACCGUUUUAAAACUGUUUUUAACACAAGAAAAAAAUAUGAAACGAAAACGUUCAACGAAAAUUUUACCAAGAAAAUUCGAACAUGCCGUUUGCCGUUCCCGGAAACGUGAAGCUUAAACUCCCUAUUAACGAGCUCCUCGCGGUCAGCGGGUCAGGUCUAGAAUUGUAUGGAAACUUUUCCUCAAAUUUCCAUCUACAAGAAUCCAUCAACAUUGAAAACUAAAUACUAGUCAGUUUAGAUAAAUAAAAUGCGUAUCGAGAUUCAAGGUAUUAAAAAAAUGAGCCCUCGGUAAUUAGUAUAUUCACAGAGACACCAACUAAGACAGUUUAUUGUCCAAAACUAUCUAAACUGGACAUUCCAUCUCAACAAAAAGCCUUGCAACGUACUAUUCUUAAAGUGAAUUCCACAAAUCAAUAUUUCAGGAAGUAACGACGAUGGCAUUUCAUCCCUCUUCACCCGUUCUCGUGUCUGGCAGUCGCGAUUUCACAAUCAAAUUCUUCGACAUUUCUAAACCUUCCAUAAAGAAAGCAUACAGAUCAAUACAGGUAAUGCAUCAGUUUCAGUAACCACCCCUCUUCCUCUUUCCUCCACUAUUUCACGAAGUUCCCGCCACUGUGAUACACUGUAGAUUUGAUAACUUGUAUUAUUGGCAAAACAAAUUACUAACUAUUAAACUCCAAACGAGACACCUCAACAACUAUACUGUAUUUAUAUGUUUUAAGGAAGUUGAAACAAUCCGAAGUUUAUCGUUUCAUCCCUCGGGUGAUUUUCUUCUUGUUGGCACCGAGCACCCGACUAGUAAGUGCUGAAUUUUGAGGGUUUACCGUAAACGUUUGAUACUGGAUAGCUCGAUCGGUCAGUUCUAAAUUGGUUUCCUUAUAGGAACAGUAAGGUCGAUUCUUUAUUCCUUUAUUACCACCAAUAAGCACAGAACACCUACUAGCUGUAUGUUAUUUGGCACAGAAAGACUGUAAGCACUCUCCCAUAUGCGAUCGAGGGAUAGAUUUACUGAGGAGAGGGGACAGUGUACACCCCUCCUAGCCUUGGCAAAGAGGAUGGCAAGGGUGUUUCUGAUUACAAAAAGAAAUGAAUAGAGAGAAAAUGAGAGUAACAACCUGUUUGACAAUGUGAAGUUGUCAAACAUUCGACUACAGGCUACUGCCUUGCUACCUUAGCUAGUUUUAGUGAUUUUGUAUUUGAUCAACCCUCACACCUUGAAUCAUGACCAAAGUUCGAUGACCAUUCCCCACCAGGUAUCGCUGGGUCUAUCCCUAAUGCUACCAACCCUAUCUCCGAUGCACAUUGCAGGAAUCGAAUUACCCCGCGGUCACAGAGAUAAAAUAUAUACACGCACUAACCGUUGUUUUUAACCAACUGUUACAAUUCUUUUAAGAAUUUCUACUUUAUCUUUCUUAAAGUACGUCUAUAUGAAAUAAACACGUUACAAUGUUAUGUUGCGAGUAACCCGAAAGAAUAUCACAACGGACCAAUCACACAGGUACAAGAUGGCAAGACUUUAAAAUUUAAAAUUCUGAAUUGGUUGCAACUGAAGGUGGUCAUAGUAUGUUCUGCGUUUGUUCAAAAAUCUAGGUCAGUUAUUCACCAUCUGGUCAUCUGUAUGCAUCAACCAGCAAAGAUGGAUCAAUAAAAGUGAGUUGAGACAAUCAUUGCAUAUCAUUCAAACAUUCAUAAAUGAUCAGCUUAUUAGAUAGGCGAUUUAAUACUGAAUCUCGCUUCUUUCGUCUAGGUUUGGGAUGGCGUCAGUAAUCGUUGCAUUUCAACAUUUCCUAAUGCACACAAUGGAAACGAGGUAAAAUAUCACCGAGCAAAGAAAUGACACUGUCAUGAUUUGUAUAAGCUGCAUGUAGAGUAUCACGGUUCUGAUACAACAUUAAUGUAACACUUACCCAAAAUGGUAAGUGUACAAUAUUUUGCAUGUGUAUUAUUCGAGUUAUAAUUGGGAAGAAACGUACUAUACAAUCCAGGGAAACUAAUUUGCAAUUCAUCAAUUGACAUCAUAUACAGCAACUUUGACAGUGAAAAAGUUGAUCAAGAUGAGGUUUUCUUUACUCUAAAGAUAUAUUGCAUUUCUUUUCGGAAUGACCCAAAUACUUCACAUCAAAAAUUAUGGGGAUUAGUAGUACUGUACUCUUAAAUAUCUUAACACUUUCCCUUUGGUCAAAUCUUAGGUUUCUGCAGUUAGAUUCUCAAAGAAUUCAAAGGUAAGAUCAUAACAAUUUGUUGACAAAAUUCAGCUUAUCGAUGUUAGUGUUUCAGUUAUCUUUUAUGCCAUUGUCUAUUACCUAAUGUAAUAAAAUGAAUGAUAUUUUGUAGUACUUACUUACGAGUGGCAAAGAUUCAUUAAUAUUCCUUUGGGAGCUGUCUACAGGUAAAAUACAAGACAAAUCCAUCAAUCAUUCCUUUCUUUCGUUCGUUCGUCAGUUCGUUCGUUUGUUCUUUAAGACCAUUACAUAGAAAGCCAGAAACCAGUGUUCCAGCGAACCACAGGUCCAUGCAGGCAAACUUCAAAAGCACAAAACAACAGGAAGCAUUUGUUUGAUGUUGAACUGUACCUCACCAUGCACAAAUAAUUUGUUUCGCUUCAUUGAAUAUUAUUUAUCGUGAUUGCACGUUUCAUCUCGGUUGGACGAUCACUUUAUUAUACGAAAAUACAAUAAGCCCAAUCACCGCGACAGUGCACAAACUAACAUAAACUCAAAGAAAAACCUAACAGAAUGAGCCAUACCAUCUUGAUAGACUAUGCCCUGAAUUAUCACAUAUACAAGAAUACUGAGUGGUAAAUAUCGCAUGCAUUUUAUUCUCUCUAGGUCGAGCUGUCAGCAUGUAUACAGGAGCAAAAGCUGCACCACAAUAUGCUGUUGGUGCAACAUUCAAUCAUACGGAGGAUUACAGUAAGUUGGUUCAGGGAUAGAUUUUCUGCGAUGCAGGGGUUGCACCCUCCUAGUUUUUGCAACGGGUUAUGCCAGGGGGUGCCAAUUUCCCCCAAAAGCCUGUGCCUUACAAUUCAAUCUUGUAUUAAUCCUUUAUUUAUCCAACAUUUAAUUAAUCUAUAUGUCCUUGAUACAUUCUAGUUCUAAUGCCAGACAGUACUGACCUACACAGUCCUAAAAUCGCGUGUUGGGACACCAGGAGUACAGAGAAACUCAAAGUACUUCCUUCAGGUAGGAGAAAUUUGUUCGUUGCGGCUCGAGAAGCUUAAAGUUUAAGCUUGGUUAUGGUAGGUUUCGGUAAACAUUACUGGACAGUAUUGCUACUUGCAUAUGGUAUGGUAUUUGCAAUAUUGCAUGGUAUAUUAUGGCAUAAUAUACAGUGAACAGCUGUGUGGUAUGGCAUGGUAUUGUUUGGUGUUUUGUCGUAAGCUAUGAUGUGAUAUAAUAUUGUGUGGUAAAGUAUAGUAUGGUACUAUGGUAUGGUAAAGUGCGUUGCUGUAUUGUAUGAUGUGAAAACACAAAUUAUAGUAUAUUAUUGCGUCGUAUGGCAUGUUAAUGAUGGUACUUACCUACUUUUCGGUACAUAAUUCCAUUCAGGUCAUACAAACACGAUUGGCUGUCUACAACACUCCCCAACUGCAACCGCUUUCAUAUCGUGCAGUGACGACAACCGGGCUAGAUUCUGGUACUCGGAAGGAAUAUAAUGUUACCAUGGGGAUAUGACGUGAGGAAGAAAUUCUGUUUCCAUGGUGUCGUGUGGAAAAUUUACGGUUGCUUCGGCAACUCGAACAAUUAAAAACUGUCCAUUUGUGAUAUAGUAGAAGCGAGCAAGAACAGACACAUCUUUUUCUACAUUUUGUGUGCACAAAUGCGUAAACUUUAUACCAUACAUGCUGGUUAUGAAAUUUUUAGAAAGUUAUUAGAAUGAAAAUAUGGUGCACGUGUUCAAUAAAUAAUUAGAUAUUGUAGAAAGGGGUGAAAAAAUAGGCGAGCACUGCGCAGGAAAUGUUGAACAGCUGCAGGAGAUCUGUUUGACUGAAGAUUUGCUAUUGAAAAUUUGAAGGAAACCUUGGUUGUUUACCAUUUACA